AACAACGUAGUUCAUAAAAAUAACCUCAUAAUAUCAGAUCACGAAACACUGCAGGUGACAAUCAUGUUUUGUGAUUAGGCUACUGCAUUACAUAACUUUAACAGGAUUUUAAAUAAUUGCUUUAUUAAAGGUUAUUAAGCAUUUGCAUGUUUUAAGAUCCAUUAUAAGCUACAAAUGAUGUUGAUCAUUUGCCAGGUUUGGGCUGGUGUUCAUCAUCACAUCUUCCAAUGGAUUUUUGAACACAUCUGGACCACAACUAUUUAGACUCAUUUUAAAUGAUCAUUUAUCAUUAUCAAUUAUUUUGUAAAUGUUACCCAUUCUUGCUAAGAGAGAAAUUGCAUAUCUUCUGUUAGCCUGAUGAUACAGUAUGUUAACAACUAUUUACUCCAUGGUUUAUUCUUUAAUUGUUGACCUACUGAAGUAAUUAGUGAGCAAUGGUUUAUUGGAAAGUGAGACAACGUUGACACCAUGUGACUUUUUAUUAUUCGCAUACCAAAUGCUGUUUUUAUCAAUAGUUUUUUUAGAUGUCCAUCAAGAUAUGGAAACUGUAUGUUUAAUUUGUUUUGUUUUUAAUUUUGGUGGACAUAAGCUUUCUUUCUGUAUGCUUUCUCUUUCUACUGAGGGGAACGCACAUUAUCACCAAUUUACGUAUAAUGCAAGUCAUUCAGAAUUUUAAGGUGAAAGCAAUAUUGCACAUGGAAAAACAUUUUGUUCUUUAAUAAAGAUAAACGAAGAUUGGUAGACUAAAGUAAAUUUGCUCACUCUACUGUAGAAAAAGUAGCAAAGAGUAUUUACUCUAGGCUUAAGUACAAUUUUGACGUGUUUUAAGUUACUGAUUUCUUUCUAUUUGAUGUUACUCUACACUUCUACUUUACUAUAGGACAUUUUACUCCAAUCAAUGUAUUUUAGAGUUGAGGUUUCUCUUUACUUUGCAGGGCUUCAGACAUGUUGACAUUGCACAGUUAAAAAGCAAAGGUGUGUAAAUCAUAAAAUGAAUGACCGCUGAAUUUCAUGCAGCUUUAGUUUCAGGGUCCUGGUAUUUUCACAUGCGGGCUCAUUGUCACACUGAUUUGCUACAGAGAGAGCAACAUUAUUAAUGUUAUCACUAACAAUGGUGCUUUUCAAGGUCAAAAUAUCUGCCUUUAAAGUUCUUAUAACAUGCCCAAAAAUGUUAAUCAUCAGUAAUAAUGAAUGCUAUAGUAUAGCCUAAUAGCCUUUAUGAUUAUAACAGUGGACAUUCGUGCUGACUUGCAGUUAUUAACCCAACCAUUACCAUGUUAUUCUUGUUGUAUAUAUGGGCUUCUUUUCUUUAUUAUCUAAAAAUGUCCAUAAUUGUUGUAGGCCAUCUUUCUUUCUCUUUUUUUGUCUUGCAGACCCCCGAAUAAAUAUAAAGGCUACAGGAUGAUGAUAAUACCAUACUUUGAAAUGUAGGACUUUAACUAAUAUUGUGAUAUUGUUACUUCUUUCACUUCAAAAGGGAGUCAGUGGAUUGUGCACUUGCAGCAAGCUGCUUAACUGAAACAACCCAUUGUUAGAAAGGGUCUCUGCUUGAUAUAAAUCAGAGAGAAAUUGUCAUUCCUGUCACUAACUGUAGCAACAUCAGUGUGUUUGACUGCAGACAGUUUGGAGGAUGCAUGCUUGGCCUGAGGAUGGACUCCACCCUCCGUCCUGUUUACAUGGGCACAUGUGCUGCUUCACUGACAGCCCCCUCGUACAUCCCAAUAAAUGUAAGCCCUCCCACAAGCGAGCCAUUUUCUCCUCCCAGCGCGGCUACAGCCAGUGUUUGAGUGUGAUGGGGUCUCUUCUCCUCCACCCUGGCGGCCUCCUCCCGCCUCCUUGCUGUUUCCCAGCCCACAGGGCGCGGCCAGUGGCCACGGAGGCAAGACUUACAUACCCAGUCCGCCUUCCUCCUUUCCCUCCUCCGUGUUCAAAGCAAAAUAUAAGCAAUGGCAUCCUUACACUGCUAAAUGGUAAUACAAUAUCACAGAAGGAGUAACGGGAAAUAUCAAUAUUUGCGUAAACCUAUUUACAAAUGGCGCCAUUUAAGCGGAAAACAGAUAACCAAACGUCAAUCAUGCUCAGGGGAACAACCUACCUUGCUUUGUCCCGCCCAAUUCUCCGCUUUAGGCCAAUCACAUUGGUUUGUUUAAGCUCGUUGGCAAAAACGACUUUUUCCAUUGGAGGAAAGCAACAAUCCUUCGCAAGUAGCUCACAGAGGGGUGCGCUUCUUUUUCUCUACAGGGCCAUUGCAGUAGUACAGUAAACAGUAAAGAUGCCAACGUGCAUUAGAAUUGAGUAGAAUUUAAGAUAUAACGUUCUUUCUUUUUUUAAAUAUCCUUUCACAAUGUGAUGCUGUUAAGGUUUGGUCAUGUGGUCAACUGUUCUGAUAACCGGUAUUUCCACUAUUGUGUGUUAAAAGGACCUUUUAAUUACCUCCGACUGCAAAUCAACUAGGAUCGUUCUAAAUGAAGUGCUAUAUCAAAACCAAAUGUAAAUUAAUGUAGUUUACAUGCAUUAGUCUUUAACUUUAUGGUCAAAGUAUAAUGUCAACGUUUAACAGUAGGCUACACAAUAAAAAAGCAAUCUGCUGCCUGACGCUCAGUGUUCGUGCCCCACGAAGGCGUCGGGCUACACCGGUGUUUAAAUCGAACGCAUCCGUCUUUCUCCUUCAUAAGGGGAGUCCGUCAAGUUUGUGUGAAGUUGUGAAAAGUUGUGUCAACCCGAAAAAAGAGCAGAGAAACUCCUCCCGUCUUCAAAUUAUGAGCAAUCAGCAGCAGGGUGAAAUGGCCGCAGUGGAGAGCGGUGGAGGCUACAGUCAAAAGCGAAACACAGGAAAUUCACAAGACUCACAGCAGCCGUCUCCUCUCGCCUUGUUGGCAGCCACUUGCAGUCGAAUUGACACCCCAGGAGAGGGUGAUUCAUCUGCAGACCAACAACAACAAAACCAGCAGCAACAGCUGGACUUAAACCAGGGUGUUUUCACCUCCACAGCCAAUGGCUGGCAGGUUAUCCCUCUUAGCGUUCAAACAACCUCAGGCACUAACACUGUCACCACCGACUCCUCAGGGAUCAUGACAGUAGGAGACAUAGGCAAGUGCAGGCAGGUGUUGUCACAAUCAGCAGUUGCUGUUAGCACCCAGCAGCAGCAGCUUCAACAGCCACAGCAAUACGUAGUAGCUCAGGCUCCAUCAAUGCACGGGCAGCAGGUGCUUACCACCAUGUCGGGUAUGAUGCCCAACAUCCAGUACCAGAUUAUUCCCCAGUUUCAGACGAUAGAUGGCCAGCCUCUGCAGUUGGCACAUGCUCAGCAGGAUAAUACGGUAUCUGCUGGAGCAGGGCAGCAGUUUCAGAUAGUGUCAUCCGCCAAUGGCCAGCAGAUCCUAGCUACGACCAACAGAGCUGGGGCUGGAGGAAACAUCAUAACAAUGCCCAGUCUCCUCCAGGGAGCCAUCCCCAUACAAAAUAUAAGCUUAGGUAAUGGCAUGUUACAAAACCAACCCCAGUUCCUGGCAAAUAUGCCUCUGUCAUUAAAUGGAAACAUCACUUUGUUGCCCGUCAGCACUGGAACAAGUGGAGGGGGAGAUGCAAGUGGUGGAGGGGAUACAGGGGGGAACCAAAUUAUACAGCAACAGCAACAUCCAGUGUGCAGCGCGGCAGCUUACAUGACAAGUGCGCCGACUAUCACCACGCAGGCCUCUUCUUAUGGAAUCGCCCAAACGCACAACAGCAAUGGAGUGACCUUCCAGCAGAGCGUAUCUUCUCUGGGUGUCCCCAUACAGCCAGACAACAGAGACGGGCAGCAGCCACAGCAGAUCCUGAUCCAGCCUCAGCAGAUCAUCCAAGGUGGAGCCCCCCUCCAGACCAUCCAGGCCGGUACUGUCACGACCGCUGCGGGUCAGGUCUUUGCGACUCCGACACUCAGCCAGGAAGGGCUUCAAAAUCUUCAAAUUAUGCCAAACACGGGCCCCUUCCUCCUGCGCACUGUAGGCCCCAACGGCCAGGUGAGCUGGCAGACCAUUCAGAUCCAGAGUCCAACGGGGCCUCAGAUAACGCUGGCCCAGAUGCAGUCUCUCCCUCAACUCGGCCAGGCUCAGGGGGGAGCUGGCGGAGUAUCUGUCAACACCGUGCAGAUCCCAGGCCUCCAGACCAUAAAUCUCAACACGAUCGGAGGCACUGGCCUGCAGAUGCACCAGCUGCAGACGGUUCCCAUCUCCAUCGCCAGCUCAGCAGUAGACCAGGCGCUGCAGGGGGGUGGAGAAAGUUUGGAUGACGGCACAGCUAUGGACGAUGAGGAUUUAAGCCCACAACCUCAAGGGAGACGUAACCGCAGAGAAGCCUGUACCUGCCCCUUCUGCAAGGACGGAGAGGGACGCAGGGACCCUAAUAAAAAGAAGCAGCACAUUUGUCACAUCUCCGGCUGUGGGAAGAUCUACGGCAAGACGUCCCACCUGAGGGCUCACCUGCGCUGGCACACGGGAGAGCGACCCUUCGUCUGCGGCUGGUCCUUCUGCGGCAAAAGAUUCACCCGCUCAGACGAGCUUCAGCGCCACAAGAGGACGCAUACUGGUGAAAAACGGUUUGUUUGCACAGAGUGUCCCAAACGCUUCAUGCGCAGCGAUCACCUCUCCAAGCACAUCAAGACCCACUUGAACAAGAAAGCAGUCCCCACCAGCAGCAGCACGGUCUCCACCGACCCAGCAUCCCCUACAGGAACAAAAGUCAUCACAGGCACCGUGUCAUCCGGUGACCAGCACACCAUUGUCACCAUGGAGACCUUAUCCGCAGAGAGCAUAGCUCGAUUAGCCAGCAGCGGGAUCAGCAUGAUGCAGGUGGACCUUCACCAUAUGAACGGAAACAGCUACUAAGGACUGUGUUGGAGCAGGAGGACAGGCGCUAGUGGAUGAUGCAUUUUGGACAUUUGGGGUAAAAAAGGGCAUGUGGGACUGCAGACACAGAACCUGUCCGGCGGGAGAGGCGGUCUCAAAUGCAAUACACGGACACUAUUGAUUAUGACAAUUGAGGCAGGAAUAAUGAGCUCCAUCUUGUAUUUAGAUACCUGUAUCGUUUAAGGGUCAGAGUUGGAUGAAAAUGUUUGGUUAAAGAAAUAAUCAUGAAAUUGUAUUUCCCCUAAAAUGACAUGUCACUACACCAAGAUUUGACCCACACGCACUCAGUCCUGCUUGAUAGUGGGACUGCAGUAACACACACUGGCACGCUUGAUAUUAAAUUGGCAGCUGGUAAUACCCUCUCCACAAGCUUCUUUAGUAAGGAGAAACACUACUAAGCGACUCUCACUUGUUUCCAAGGCUGUGGGCUUAGCUGCCUGUCCUCCUAAACAUCAGGUGGUUCCAGCCGACAGACGGGGCUGCUGUAUUUGGCUUAAAAGCCCAUAAAGCUAAAUUAAUCCCUAAAAAUCCUAACAAUUUAGAACAGUAAACAUUUUGUUUUUUCUCUCAUUUCUGGGUGUGCGCUGUUCACAAACUAACGAUCACAGUGUCUUGGGGCUAAUAUGGAAAGCGUUUUAGGAGGAGCGCAGGAGUGCAGGUCAGAGCCAGGAGUACUAUUAUCAUGUGAGGAUGUAGGUGUGUCAGGGCACUGAAAUCCUGAGAAUAACUCUUUAACCUCUUGUGUAGGUACCUAUUCAAGCCAUCAAGCUUUGAUAUGUUUAUCAUAGCAAAACAUUUUGAUUUUUUUAUGUAUAUAUUUUUUGGAAAUGUAAAGGCUACAGAAUUUCUCAGCUUGGGCAGGAUCAUCUUUGCAUGAUUGCAGGAGAUUGCCUCUCCGUUGUAUGAACUUCUCAUGCACAAUCAAAUCUUAAUCUUAUGUUAUUACUUUUAUAUAUAUAUAUAUAUAUGUAGAUUACAUGUUUAAAUUUAAGAGCCUUUCUGCCAUAGAAUAAUGUAUUCUAUACAUUACAGAUCUUCCAAGUGAUUUUCCCUGUGGUAUACUUAUCAUCUUUGCCUUGCAGUCAUGUCAGUUUGUUUUCGAUGGAAAACUGUUUAUUUUUAGUCAUAUCUGGAGUGAAGUAUUUUGUUAUGUCCAGACAGCAUAAAUAUGUAAGCUCAAAACCAAAGGUUCAUACUCGUUUAAUAAGCAAAACUAGGGAAUCUUUCUUUGGUCCAUCAACUUUCUAAUACUUUUUACUUGUGGUAUGCAGAUGUUAAAGGUCUAACUGGAAACUAUCCAGCUUGAGGCACAGCACCGGACACAAAUCCCUUGGUUAAUGAAUUAAAAAAAAAAAAAAUUGCAAAAUGUAACUAAUAAUGCAAGGGUCAACAUUAUUUCUGAAAAGAUCCUUCUCACCAGUUUCAUUGUUUCAGGAAUCUGCUUUAUUUGAAAAAUAAUUAUAUCCUAUGACAGGAAUUGUAUGUUUAUAACUUUCCUUUGAAACUCUAUAAACAAGUGCUCUUAUUUUUCAGCCCCGUUUUAAUAAGGGAUUUUAUAUUGUGUGUAAACAAUACUGCAAAUGCCAACAGCUGGAUUAAAAUUAUGAAUAUACUUUGUCUUUUUUU
Molecule: messenger RNA, 6512 nt
Organism: Trematomus bernacchii (emerald rockcod)
Lineage: Eukaryota; Metazoa; Chordata; Actinopteri; Perciformes; Nototheniidae
Gene: sp1
Product: sp1 transcription factor
Exons: 6
Coding region: 2544-4865 (773 amino acids)
Biological process (GO): regulation of transcription by RNA polymerase II
Molecular function (GO): RNA polymerase II cis-regulatory region sequence-specific DNA binding; DNA-binding transcription factor activity, RNA polymerase II-specific
Source: RefSeq, a predicted model, not a curated record